UUUUGUUUUCCAAAUUCCAAGCAACAAUUUUCAUUUCAUUUCCCCAACAACUUUCCUCCCUCUGUUCUUCCACUCUCACCCUUGUCAAUUUCCAAGAAGAAAACAGUGAGAAUUGAACAUUGUUUCAAAACCUUCAUAUGCCAAUCAAUGUAACUCCCAUUUGAGAGAUGCACUCAUAACACAGAUCUCAUCUAACUUCCAUUCUCUGAACCAAAUCUGUGUGUGUGUGCAAAUUGCAAUGGAUACUCUGACAGCUGAGGAUCUUCCAACAAUCGGAGGAAUCGCCACCGUUUCGCUUCUCCAUUCCUUCAUUCCCACCCACUGGCUUCCCUUCUCCAUUGUCGGUCGUGCCCAGAAGUGGACUCUCUCACGAACCCUUCUCGUUACUGCACUAGGAGCAAUUUUACACGUAAUAUCCACGGCACUUCUUGGUAUAACAGCAGUCACCAUGGCAAACACCAUUGUUGGUGAAGAAGCAGUUCACAAGCUUGCAUCACUUUUGCUUGUGUUUCUAGGCGGUAGUUAUGUUCUGUUGUUUUUGGUUGGAAAGGGUGGCCAUAAUCAUUCGCACAACCAACCGAUGGAGAAAAUGGCUGUUGCUGGGCUUAUUCUUGUUCCUGCAUUGUCUCCUUGUGCCACAACACUUCCAGUAUUUCUUGCUGUUGGAAAUUCAUCUACCAUGAUGGUGCUGGCUAUCAUAGUGUUGCUAUUCAGUACAAUAACUGUGAUGACUUCACUGGUAGCGUUAUCAUUCUAUGGGGCCAGUCAGCUGAAGUUUCACUGGGUAGAGCGGUAUGACAAACUCCUUGUUGGUUCAGUACUGUGUUUGGUUGGAGUUUUGACCCUAAUUUUUCAUGAUGAUCAUCAUCAUGGAGAAGUAAGUUCUGUUGGAGGGCAUUCACAUUCAAAGAUAGUUUCCCUAUGAGAACUAUGAAUGACCUGUAAUUGAGUUUUUGCAUCAAGACAACAUUGUUGCUUUAUAUAAAUUGAUCAUAUUGAUCUUUUUAAAGAGGAGAGGAUGUUUACACUACAGAGUUUACGAUGUGCAGUUAAUGAAUAUUCAAGUUGCUUUCAUUCAAAUAUCAGUAGUUCAUAUUAGUUUGUCAUUGGCUUCAGUGUAAUCUGACAUAUCAAUAUGACAUGUAAGAGUAGUAUGGAAGGGGAAACACAGAUUUGUAUCGUUAUAUGCAUUGAAAUGAAAAUGACAGUAGCAAGCACAA
This is a messenger RNA of Lotus japonicus, 1220 nucleotides long. RefSeq lists its product as uncharacterized. Lineage: Eukaryota; Viridiplantae; Streptophyta; Magnoliopsida; Fabales; Fabaceae. The coding region runs from base 239 to 925 and encodes 228 amino acids. The record is from RefSeq and is a predicted model, not a curated record. The transcript has 3 exons.